This is a messenger RNA of Phlebotomus argentipes, 1394 nucleotides long. It is a transcript of the gene l(3)neo38, whose product is annotated as zinc finger protein 90. Gene Ontology annotation, molecular function: RNA polymerase II cis-regulatory region sequence-specific DNA binding; DNA-binding transcription factor activity, RNA polymerase II-specific. The record is from RefSeq and is a predicted model, not a curated record. Lineage: Eukaryota; Metazoa; Arthropoda; Insecta; Diptera; Psychodidae. Gene Ontology annotation, biological process: regulation of transcription by RNA polymerase II. Gene Ontology annotation, cellular component: nucleus. Bases 239 to 1390 code for a protein of 383 amino acids. The transcript is spliced from 5 exons.
GAGAAUCUCUGGACGCGCGAGGAUUCGCGCCUUACCGGGAGCCGAAGUUGGCAGGCGUGGGUGAUUUAGACCAAAGAACUGAGCAACGCUGGGCAACCUUUUUUUCCCAAGCACACUAAGAAUUUUGAGCUUGAUCCUGUCAUUUUGUUUAUUGGCGAGUUGGGGAAAAAGGCAGAAUGUGCCGCUUGUGAGGCGUUGUGAGUGCAAUAAACAGUGAGUGAACGCGCUACAGGUAACGAUGAACUUCUCAGCAUUCGGUGGCCCCUUCUCGGGCAUCCACCAGUUUGCCGCAAAGUUCGGCAAUGACUCCACACAACUCGGCUCCUAUGCGGCGAACGCGUCGGCGGAGUCCGCGGCUCAGGACAGUAGAUAUUCCAAUCCCAACCACUUUAGUCAGAACCCAGCAGUGUCUAGUCCGAACAUGCAGUACGCCCAGAACAUCUCCAUCCCGUAUGCGUCUGGGCAGCCGUCGCAGAACGAGCACCUCUUUCUGCACGACAAGCAGAAGGCGGCCGGCCUGAAGCUGGACCGCAGCCGCGACGAGGUGCUGAAUCAGCAGAUCCUGCAGAACGUCAACCAGUCCUGGCAGACGCUGGCCAAUCCGGCCAACUCUGUGGACUACUCGUCGCACCUGCUCUCCGCCACACUGCCCAUCUCCAUCCAGCACUUCCUCAAGUACUCAGAGUCCAUCAAGAAGGAGUCCGGCAUCUCAGGGACUGGCCCGUCCUCAGGCGCGGCCAAUGGGGCCGUCACGAGCGCCGCCUCGAGCCUCCUGGCGGCCAAUCUCACCCACGACCUCGACGGUGAUCUCAAUCCACCCACCACGGUGGCCUCCGGCGCCGCCGCCGCCGCGUCUGGCACCGGCUCGGCGAAGAAGAAGAAAAAGAAGGCGCCCAAGCAGAAAGCGCCGCGGACGGUGAAGAAGCCGCGUCCAAAGCCCGGCGAGAUUCGCGAGACGAAGGCGCUGGACGGCUCGACGCUCUACUGCUGCCCGGAGUGCCAAAUGGCGUAUCCGGACAGGCCGCUCAUUGAGCAACACGUCAUUUCGCAUGCCAUAGAGAGAAGAUUCGUUUGCGACAUCUGCAAUGCCGCUCUAAAGCGCAAGGAUCACUUGACAAGACACAAGCUGUCUCAUAUUCCCGACAGGCCGCACAUUUGCAAUAUCUGUAUGAAGUCGUUCAAGCGCAAAGAGCAAUUGACACUGCAUAUCGUUAUUCAUUCUGGUGAGAAGAAGCACAUAUGUCCGGAGUGUGGCAAAGGCUUCUACCGGAAGGAUCACUUGCGCAAGCACACUCGCAGUCACAUCGCUCGUCGGGUGAAGUCCGAGGUGUCGUCUCAGACUGUGGGCUCCACAGGAGCGGCCAGCAGGAGUCAGAUACACGCUUCCUGAGCCU